GGCAAGUGAUGUCACUUGAAUUUAAUAAAAAAAUAAUUUUUUAAGAAUUCUUAAAAUAAAAAAUAAAUAAAUACAAAUAAUUAAUUCAAAUUGAAUAUUCCAACCUGUAAAACAUUAAUUCAUAAAAAUAAUCUAUUUCAUGAAAUUUCAAUUUCCUAAAUAAGUCAAUUUCUAUUUUGAAUUAAAAAAUAAAACCGCAGACAAAGAAAAAGCGUCUGACUAACCUUCCCACUUACAAAAACACAAGUCCACUAUUUUAACUAGCCGUCUAGCAACCAACUACCAACUUAAACGUCAAGUUUUUCAUAAAAGAAUCCAAUCACAUGGCCAAGGUAAUAUCGCAAGAAACCUUUGACGACGUGGUGAAGGAGAAUAUUGUCGAUUUUUCAAUGAGUCCCGAAGAAGCCAAAGAGGAGACAAUUAAGCAAUUUGAAGCUCAGGGAAUUAAUUUGGCCAACAUAAUCAAAGAUUUGGCCAUCAAUAAGGAAACAGGUGUUCCAAUAUUAAACGAGGCUAUCGAUCAUUUGAAAACUCACAUUGGCGAAAAGUCCACUGACACUAAACAACUUCUUAAUUAUUUGACUGUUCUCGACGAUGAAUGCAAAAAAUCAAUCCCACAUCGAGUUUUGGCUGGAAAAAAUGGUGCCCACGAUAUAAUCAUCACCCUACUCGAACAAGAACUUUCUUCAUCUAAUCCUGAUGAAGAAAUCCUUAGUAAAUGUGUUUGUGCAGCAAUAUCAUUGACUAAUAAGCAACCGGAUCUCUUUGAUGCCGAAGCUCUAGCCAUGGUGAUGAAGCUGUUAAGCACCAAUCCGAAGGAUGAAUUGCUAAGGUUAACUCUUCAAUGGCUUGGAAAGGCAUGUAUAAUGCAUGAGACCAAUCGGCAGAACAUUAUGAAUGCAGACAUAAUGAAACUGCUAAAGCCUUUGGUGCAUGUGAAAAAUCCGAAUGUGAUGAAAGAUGUUUGUGCAGUGCUAAGAUAUUUGGUGUUGGACGAUGAUAUUCGUGUGGAAUUUGGAAAAGCACACGAACAUGCACGCUUAAUAGCUGCGGAAGUAAUCGUUGAACUGUGCAAGAGAUUAUCAGAAUUUGAUGACAUAACCGUACUGGCCGAUAUGAUUUUAACUAUUGGAACUUUAGCUGUGCGCAAUGAAUUUUGUGUUGUCAUUGAAGAAGCUGGUGGCCUUAAAUUGGUUCUUGAUAUUAUGAGUAAAAACAAAGAUGCCUUAAAACUCAAUCGAGAAGGAUUAAAAUUACUUCGCGCCUUAGCUGGUAAUGAUACAACUAAAGUUCAUAUUAUUCAACAAGGUGCCGCACCAGUUAUAAAAGAAUUGCUGCAAAAUAAUAUGAAUAAUGAACCUAUUGCGACGGCUGCCUUAGCAUGCAUUUCAACAUUAACAUUGAGAGUAAAAGAAAAUAGUACUGCAUUUUUCGAGACUGGUAUUGCUGAAACAAUAGUCGAGACUCUUCGUUUGCAUCCCAAAAAUAAAAUGGUGCAGAGAAACGGAGCAUGGGCUAUAAGAAACAUGGUUUCAAGAUCUCGUGAUCAAUGUGAUAGCUUCCUUUCAUGUGGAGCUGAAGAUCUCCUUAAUGCUGCCAUGGCUGAACAUCCAUCUGUUAGUCAAGACAUCAAAGCAGCCCUUCGUGAUUUGAACUGUAAGGUAGAACUAAAAGAAGAAUUCACCGGCAAAGCAGAAAAAAUUAUCUCCAAGGAAUAAAUAUUUUCAUGAAUUUGUUUUUUUUAAUAUGUCAAGUAUUUACUAACAGAUAAGAAUUCAUAAAAUAUAUUUUAAAAUUGCUUAGAUUCGUCAAAGAACAAUUAAUCUUAUAGCACGCCAGAAACUACAUAAUCGAGCAAAGUAAAACAAAAAAUUUUAAACACUCAUUAUAAUUAACUUAGGGACUUAAUUUAAAAUAACAUACUAUUGUAAUAUUUUUAUAUGCUAUUAAAUAAUAAUACAUUGAUAAAUUUUAACACAAUA
Molecule: messenger RNA, 1982 nt
Organism: Episyrphus balteatus (marmalade hoverfly)
Lineage: Eukaryota; Metazoa; Arthropoda; Insecta; Diptera; Syrphidae
Product: armadillo repeat-containing protein 6 homolog
Exons: 8
Coding region: 324-1718 (464 amino acids)
Biological process (GO): hematopoietic progenitor cell differentiation
Molecular function (GO): protein binding
Source: RefSeq, a predicted model, not a curated record